Messenger RNA from Apus apus (common swift), 829 nucleotides. RefSeq names its product ras homolog family member Q (gene RHOQ). The record is from RefSeq and is a predicted model, not a curated record. Gene Ontology annotation, molecular function: GTP binding; GTPase activity. Gene Ontology annotation, biological process: cortical actin cytoskeleton organization; small GTPase-mediated signal transduction. Bases 35 to 652 code for a protein of 205 amino acids. The transcript is spliced from 5 exons. Lineage: Eukaryota; Metazoa; Chordata; Aves; Apodiformes; Apodidae.
CGCGCCCGCGGGGCCAUGAGGGCGGGCUCCGGCCAUGGCCCAUGGCAGCGCGGCGGUCAUGCUGAAGUGCGUGGUGGUGGGGGACGGCGCCGUGGGCAAGACGUGCCUGCUGAUGAGCUACGCCAACGACGCCUUCCCCGAGGAGUACGUGCCCACCGUCUUCGACCACUACGCAGUCAGCGUUACCGUCGGGGGCAAGCAGUACCUGCUGGGGCUGUAUGACACCGCCGGGCAGGAAGACUAUGAUCGUCUGAGACCUUUAUCUUAUCCUAUGACCGAUGUCUUCCUUAUCUGCUUCUCAGUGGUAAAUCCUGCUUCAUUUCAAAAUGUGAAGGAAGAGUGGGUACCGGAGUUGAAGGAAUAUGCACCUAAUGUUCCCUUUUUACUAGUAGGAACACAGAUUGAUCUUCGUGAUGACCCAAAAACUCUGUCAAGACUGAAUGAUAUGAAAGAGAAGCCGGUAUCUGUGGAGCAAGGACAGAAGUUAGCAAAAGAGAUAGGAGCCUACUGCUAUGUGGAGUGUUCAGCUUUAACACAGAAAGGACUGAAGACCGUUUUUGAUGAAGCUAUUAUAGCCAUUCUAACUCCAAAGAAACACACAGUGAAGAAGAGAAUAGGCUCAAGAUGCAUAAACUGCUGUCUGAUCACGUGAGAUACAUUUGACAAUGGCCAGGCUUACUGUGAAAUUCUACUGAAUUUAAAUGCAAUGCAUUAAGUACACAGCGAACUUCUUACAGGUUUGAAAGGUAAAACUAUGACUCUGCCUUCUGCAACCAGUGAAAUCCAGAGGAUUAAAAUCAAACUCAACGAACUUGAAAUAAGAAGCCAA